Molecule: messenger RNA, 7392 nt
Organism: Alligator mississippiensis (American alligator)
Lineage: Eukaryota; Metazoa; Chordata; Crocodylia; Alligatoridae
Gene: WDR81
Product: WD repeat domain 81
Exons: 10
Coding region: 91-5865 (1924 amino acids)
Biological process (GO): aggrephagy
Cellular component (GO): mitochondrion
Molecular function (GO): phosphatidylinositol 3-kinase regulator activity; protein binding
Source: RefSeq, a predicted model, not a curated record
GGCGGGCGGCGGAGCAGGGUGCUCGGCGCCGCUUCCUGCCUGCGGCCGGCGGCUCCCCCUGCCCGCGCGCGGCAGGCCGAGCGAGGCGGCAUGGUGCGGGAUGCGGCCGGCAUGGAGGACUUCCUCCGGAGCGUGGAGAGAGACCUGGGCAUCGACCGCCGGCAGCUGGGCGCCGCGGGCCAGGGCUCCCAUGUCAUCGCCCUGGUCCCCGCCAAGUGGCUGGCCAGCCUGAGGGAGCGGCGCGUGCUGCCGGGCCUGUGCCCCCGGCCCGAGGGGCUGAGCGAGGUGGAGGCGCGGGCCCUGCUGCAGCACUCCGUGCAGAAGCUGCCGGCCGGCUGGACCAGGGUGGAGAUCCACGGGCUGCGGAAGGAGAGGCUGGCCUACCCCCUGGCCCUGCCGCCGGGCGCCCCGGACGAGCGGCCCGAGACGCUGCACGGCUUCAUGCGGCACGUCGCCGCCCAGAACUACAGGAACCUGUGGCACCGGGCUCACCUCCGCCACGUGCCGCCGUACUGCCACGUGCACGCGCCGCCCGCCGCGCCGGCCCUGGACGCGCUCCGCGCCGCGCUGCAGAGGCUCUACGGCUGCCCCCUCCUGCAGGCGGGCAGGGGCGCCCAGGGCUCGUCUCCUGCCAAGGAGGGCGGUGCCGCCGCCAAGGAGCCGCCCGCCUGCCCCAACGUCCUGCGCGCAGAGGCCCUCCUGGAGUCCACGGACACGCUGUACGUCGUCCACCCCUACGUGCAGUUCUGCUUGCACGACAUCGUGACCUUCAGCCCCGCCAAGCUCGCCAACAGCCAUGCCAAGGUCCUCUUCCUCCUCUUCCACGUGCUGCAGGCCAUGAAGGCCUGUCACCAGGCGGGGCUGGCCUGCGGCCCCUUCUCCCUGCGCGAUGUGGCCGUGGAUGAGAAGCUGUGCGGCCGCCUGAGGGUCUGCCUUGGUGGGUACGAGGUGCCGCUGGAGACGGAGACGCUCUCGAGAGCUGGUGAAGAGCAGGGGGCUGAGAAGGGCAGGGCCGUGCCGCAUCCGGGGCGGGCGGCCAGGUGCGUGGCCUGCCAGCGGGAGCUCAGGGACCUGGUGCUGGACUGGGUGCACGGGCGCGUUAGCAAUUUCCACUACCUUAUGCAGCUGAACCGCCUGGCUGGGCGCCGGCUGGGGGACCCCAACUACCACCCCGUCCUGCCCUGGGUGGUGGACUUCACCAGCCGCAACGGCAAGUUCAGGGACCUCAGGAAGUCCAAGUUCCGCCUCAACAAGGGCGACAAGCAGCUGGACUUCACCUACGAGAUGACCAAACAGGCAUUCGUGGCGGGCGGGCUGAGCGGGGAGCAGCUCCACGUGCCCCACCACAUCUCUGACGUGCUCUCGGACAUCACCUACUAUGUGUACACUGCCCGCAGGACCCCCAAAGCCGUGCUGUGCUGCCACGUGCGGUCCCAGUGGGAGCCCAACGAGUACCCGGCCAGCAUGGAGCGCAUGCAGAGCUGGACCCCUGACGAGUGCAUCCCCGAGUUCUUCACAGACCCCACCAUCUUCAAGUCCAUCCAUCCCGACAUGCCUGACCUGGACGUGCCGGCCUGGUGCGGCUCCUGCGAGGAGUUUGUGGACGUGCACCGCGCGCUGCUGGAGAGUCGGGAGGUCUCCCAGGACCUCCACCACUGGAUCGACCUCACGUUCGGCUACAAGCUGCAGGGGAAGGAUGCCGUCAAGGAGAAGAACGUCUGCCUGCACCUGGUGGACAACCACACGCACCUGACCACCUACGGGGUGGUGCAGCUCUUCGACCAGCCGCACCCCCGGCGCAUGGUGGGACCUGUCUAUACGCCUGCCAUCGCACCGGUCAUUGCUCGGCCUCUCAUCCCGAACGUCGGAGAGGCGCUGGCCCCAGAGGAUGCCCAGGCAGCCGAGGGGCCUGAUGGGCUGGUCAUGGAGGCCGCCCCCAGUGAGGCCAGCUGGUCUGGAGACAAGGCUGUCAGCACUGAGGAUGACUUGGAGCAGGGCACCGAGGCUCUGGAUUCCAUUCCUACUGCGGGCAGAGCAGCUGACCAGUCCUGCCCCGGCACCCCUUCAGCUCACCCCCCCAGCCUCCCCGCCGCGGCUGCAGAGGCCAAAGCUCCCAGCACCCGGCCGACUCGAAGGAGCAAGCCCGGCGGCACGGACCAGACUGACAGGGACGAGAUGAAGAUUGUGCUUCCGGAAGGGUUCAAUCCUCUGCAGGCCCUGGAAGAGCUGGAGAAGCUGGACAACUUCUUGGUCAGAGGCCUGAACAGCGAGAUGGAGCUGAUGGAGCAGCCGGAGGUGGAGCUGCCCUUGGGCCUCUCGGACCUGUUCCAGAGAGACAUGCAGGCACUGGGGGUCCUGGUUGCUGAGCUGGUGUUUGCCCCAAGGAUUCGCACCUUGAAGCCAGAUGCGUCGCUGCUGGAGCGGUUCCUGAUGGUCCGCAACCUCUGCCAGUACUAUCCGAAGGAAGUCCCAGCGCCGCUCCAGCACAUGCUGGGUGUCUUGCUGCAGCUGAGCGUCCCUGUGGGGAGGCUGCUGAAGAGCCCGGUGGCCAGGAGCAGGGUCCAGCUGUUUGAAUACAAACCUGUGUCCCAAGGCCUCCCGCCGCCCUGCCCCUUGCAGCUUCUUAGCCCCUUCAGCUCAAUCAUUCCCUUCCCGCCCUACUUCCCUGCUCUGCACAAGUUCAUUUUCACCUACCAGUCCAAGAAGGUGGAGGAUGAGGGCCAGGGCCGUGAGCUUGUCUUCCAGCUGUGGCAGCAGCUGGAGGAGAUUCUCUGUGAAAUCACUCCCGAGGGCCUGGAGAUCUUGCUGCCCUUCAUCCUGUCCCUGAUGUCUGAGGAGAACGCGGCAGUCUACACCGCGUGGUAUCUCUUCGAGCCCAUUGCCAAAGCCUUGGGCCCAAAGAAUACAAAUAAGUAUCUGCUCAAGCCCUUGAUCGGUGCGUACGAGAACCCCUGCUACCUCCACGGCCGGUUCUACCUGUACACAGACUGCUUCGUGGCCCAGCUAAUCGUGCGCUUGGGGCUGCAGUCCUUCCUCUCCAACUUGCUGCCCCACAUCCUGCAGAUUCUUGUGGGCAUUGAGAGCUCCCAGGAGGAAAGCAAGGCCCUGCUGGGAGCCGCAGAGGAUGAAGAGAGUGGAGGGGGCAGCCCGGUGUCUUGUGCUUUUGGGGAGGAGAUCAAAAUGGACGUAGAGCAUGGCUCUGUGACACUCGACCUCCUGGAUUACACGUCCGGUGUCAGCUUCCACGACCAGGCCUACCUGCCCGAGGGCGAGGACUUCCAGAGUGGCCUCUAUGUGGGCGAGUCGCUGCAGCCCCAGGAGCAGGAGCUGCUCAGCCUCGGGCGGCUGAGCGACAAGAGCAGCGCCAGCGAGGUGUCGCUGGGAGAGGACCGGCCUGCUGACGGGGACUCCCAGAAGGAUAAGAGCAGCCUGAAGUCCAUGGACAGCAGCCAGGACCUGAAGCAGAGCGAAGACUCGGAGGACGAGGAGGAGGACGAGGAGCAGCAGCAGGAGGAAGAAGAGCAGGAUGAUGCCACGGUGGUUGCUGAGCUGAGCCUGCCCGAAGACACUGGCAGCUCUGUGGAAGCUGCCCUAGCUGAUGACCACAGUGAGCCAGGGGAAGAGCCGGAGCCGGAGCCAGAGCAGGAGCUGCAGGAUCAUUUGGAAGACAAAGAGCAGACGAUCCUCCUGGACACGGCCUGUAAGAUGGUGCGGUGGCUCUCGGCCAAGCUGGGCCCUACGGUGACAUCGCGGUACGUUGCCCGGAACCUGCUCCGCCUGCUCACGUCCUGCUAUAUGGGUCCGUCCAGACAGCAGUUUGCACUGAACACUGAUGAAAACGGUCCCCUGAACGGAGGGAACAUCUACCAGAAGCGGCCAGUGCUGGGGGACCAGGUGUCCAAGCCGGUCCUGGCCUGCCUCAUGUGUGUGGCACACCUGUAUGGAGAGCCCGUCCUCACCUACCAGUACCUGCCCUACAUCAGUUACCUGGUUGCCCCCAGCAGCGGGUCCGGCGCUAGCCGACUGAACAGCCGGAAGGAGGCUGGGCUCCUGGCAGCCAUGACCCUGACCCAGAAGAUCAUUGUGUGCCUUUCGGACACCACCCUGAUGGACAUCCUCCCUAAGAUCAGCCAGGAGGUGCUGCUGCCCGUGCUGGGCUUCCUUACCUCCCCUGCCAUUGGGUUCCCCAGCGGGGCUCAGGCCCGCGUUGUCCUGUGCGUCAAGACCAUCAGCCUCAUUGCCCUGAUCUGCCUACGGAUUGGGCAGGAGAUGGUGCAGCAGCACCUCAGUGACACGGUAGGAACCUUCUUUGGGGCCUUCUCGCUGCUUCAGGAGCUUCCAGAUCAGGGCCUGAUGCUGGAGUCACCGAGCCGCGGUGAGAACCCCAGCCUGGAGACAUCCCCCUCCGAUGGGAGGCUGCUGCCACUGGACCCGGCUGUGCUGGCAGAGCUGCAGACGGUCUUCAACCCCGAGAUGGCCUACACCACAUACAUCCCCUUCUCCUGCCUGCUUGGGGAUGUCAUCCAGACGAUUGUUCCCAACCACGUGCUGAUCGAGCGGCUGGCUGGCCUCUACCUGGAAAGCAUGAACCCGAAGAGCCUGCACCUGGCCAGCCAGGAGCCAACAGUGAACACAGUCUGUGCAGAUGCAGAUACCCGAGGCCUUGACCCCUUCUCUGGCCACCCAGAGGACAGUUGCUCAGGCACCUUUGGGAGCGUGCUGGUGGGGAACCGCAUCCAGGUCCCCGUGGAGCCACAGCACGAUGGUGCUGGCUCACUGGGCUUUUGCACCCGGGUGGGCGGCUUCGCUCCCAGCUUGGCCAGCGAGGAGAACACCCUGAAGCAGGACCUGCCACGCGGCGCCCACAUGCUGUGUGGGAACUGGCUGGCCUACUGGCAGUACGAGAUCGGAGUAAGUCAGCACGACUCCCGCUUCCACUUCCACCAGAUCAAGCUGCAGAGCUUCUCGGGCCAUCUGGGGGCCAUCAAGUGCGUGGCCCCGUUGGGCACUGAGGACUUCUUCCUGAGUGGCAGCAAGGACAAGACAGUCCGCCUGUGGCCCCUCUACAACUGUGGGGAUGGCACUAGUGAGGUUGAGCCGCGGCUCACAUAUACGCAGCACAAAAAGUCGGUCUUCUAUGUGGGCCAGCUGGAGGCCGCGCAGCAGGUGGUGAGCUGUGAUGGCACCGUCCACGUCUGGGACCAGUUCACGGGCAAGCUCGUCCGGACCUUCGAUGCACUGGACAGCAAGGUCCCCAUCACAGCCAUGACUGCUAUGCCGCCCCCGCACAGCAGCAUCUCCGUGGCCAGCGCAGACUCUGUGCUGCGCUUCGUCGACCACAGGAAGCCAGGGAUACAGCAUGAGUUCCGCCUGGCCAGCGGGGCGAGCGCCGGGCUCAUCCGCUGCCUGGCCGUCAGCCCCAGUGGCCGCAGCGUUGUGGCUGGCUUCUCCUCCGGGUUCAUCGUGUUGCUGGACACCAGGACGGGGCUCAUCCUGCGGGGGUGGCCUGCCCACGAGGGAGACAUCCUGCAGAUAAAGGCUGCGGAGGGCAACAUGCUCAUCAGCUCCUCCUCCGACCACUCCCUGAUCGUCUGGAAGGAGCUGGAGCAGAAGCCCCUGCACCAGUACAAGUCGGCCUCCGACCCCGUGCACGCGUUCGACCUCUACGGCAGCGAGGUGGUGACCGGCACCGUGGCCAACAAGAUUGGCGUUUACUCCAUGUUGGAGCCCUUGGCCCUGCCAGUCAGCACCACCAAGCUGAGCUCCGAGAACUUCCGCGGCACCCUCACCAGCCUGGCCGUGCUGCCCACCAAAUGCCACCUGCUCCUGGGCUCCGACAACGGCGUGAUACGUCUCCUGGCAUAGCGACCGCCCUGGGCUGCCUGCCCGGCGCCCUGGCAGGAGCCUGCGCCCAGUCCUGCUAGCUCCAGCAGUAGAAGUGAAGGGGCAGUGUCUGCUCCUGGGGGCUGGGCGAGAAGCCGUGCUUACGAGAUGCAGGGAAAGGCUCUUGUUCAUGAGUGCUCGGCAGAUUGCUCCCAACCCCUGCCUGCAUCCAGAAAAGCCAUAAUGGAGAAACCUCCGCUACUGCUGGGAGAACUGCUGGGCACUAGGUCACUGCCCCUGUAGAGGCCUGGAGCCUUCCACACCGCAUGUGCCUGACUCCCUGGGGGACUGAGCUGCUCUCUAAACCAAGUGGACCUGGGCUCUCUCUCUCCUCCCUCCAGGAGGGGGGUGAGAGGCAGCCCUUGGUAAGAGAAGUGCACACUCCAGCUCAGGGUCCCUGGACACCUGCCCAGGGAUGGUGUGAGCUGGGCCUGGGAACCACCACCACCUCCCUCUGGGGUGUGCAGGGCAGCAAAAUGCAAGCCCAGUGCCUGGAAGGCUGAGGGCUCAGAGGCACAGCUGGGUGCUCGAUUUGCUUUAUACUCUGCUGCAGUUCUGUUCACUUCCCCCUACCCUGGGACCCUUCCUGACACCCACUGAGGCUUCACACUGACUAGGAAGAGGAGGGUAUUGGAGCCAGCUGUUCACCCGAGUCUCAAACCCCACACGCUGCCCGGCUCUGUCUGGAAAUGCACCUGCGGAGGGGGCUGGCCUGGGAAGUGGGGCAGUCCCCUCUGUCAAGGGAAGCCAGAAGGGAGACCUGCGUGUAGGGAUUCAGGCCCGGGGUCUAGGCAUUGCCUCCUGGGGUAGCAGGUGUCCACACCUUGCUGCUGCUGGCUCCUUUCACGCACUGUUGGGAUCUGGGUGCCCGAUGGGUGUUUGCUGUGAAACACAGUGGUGCAGGCAGCUUCUGCUGAGGGAGGGUGGAGUGUAAUCACUGGCCUGGGAGUCCAAGUACCCCUGCUUGUCAGGUCUCCCUCCCUGUCCUGACAGGGCUAGGGCCAGGGUGGUCUGGCCCCAGCCUGCCCUGUGCCUCUGCUACCCUCCCCAGAGCUCUGUCUCCUGCCCCCAUUUCUCUGGGACAGGGGCUGGAGCAGGCCCUCCAGGCAGCAGUGCCUAUGAAGGUAAAUGCCCAAGGAAGGGGUAGAAAACCCCCUCGGGCCACGGGCAAGGGUAGCUGCCUGCCUAGCCCCCACAGCUUGGUUCAGCUGCAGCCCUUUGAGCUGGGCAAGCCCUUGCUGAGGGGCUGGAUGUGGGGCUGAAAGGCCUGUGUCCCUGGUAGGGGGUAACUAGCAGCAGCUGGGUACCUGCAGCUGCUGUGGGGGCAUGUGGGUGCUGCCUGCUGUUGGGAAGCCCCAAACCCUCGCUGUCCUGUGCUUGCAGGGAAGGGGAGGUAGCGCUGGGUCCCUUGCUGUCCUUCCACUCUGGAGGGAGCUCUCAGUCCCUUGUUGUCUAUUAACCAUUUGCAAUAGAUGUACAUAUUUAUUCUAAUAAACCCUUUGAAAGAGA